AUGUUUGCUCUAUCUGGUUCCGAGACUGCUGUCGAGGAUAGACUAAUCAUAAGUAUGUGCUUUAUUAAUAGUACACCUUUAAUUUCUAUUAUUGAUAUUGGCGUGACACAUUCUUUCAUUUCUUUGGAUUGCGUUAAGAGAUUAAAUCUUAUGUUGUCUGAUAUGCGUGGAAGUAUGGUCAUUGAUACUCCUGCUAUGGAUUCAGUGACUACUUCAUAUGUGUGUUUGAAUUGUUCGUUGAGUAUUUUUUGUAGAGACCUUGGGAUUGAUUUAGUGUGUCUUACCUUAGAUCAACAUGAUGUUAUUCUUGGGAUAAACUUUUUGGAAUAUAACUAUGUUUAUAUCAACUAUUUUGAUAAGACGGGUAUAUUUCUUGAAACCGAUAUUGAGAGAGAUUUGUUUAUGUCUUCCAAGCAAAGGAACGAGUCUGUGAAGGAUGUUGUUGUGUUGUUGGCUUUGAUGGCAACAAUGGAUAUCUUUAACAAGAUAGAGAUGGGUGAUUUACCAAUGGUUCGUGAUUUUCCAGAGGUGUUUCCUAAAGAUGUUAGUGGUUUACCGCCAGAGCAUGAAAUGGAGUUUAUGAUCGAAUUAGUUCCUAGAACUAGUCCGAUAUCGAUGGUUCCAUAUUGA
Vicia villosa (hairy vetch) is the source of this 630-nucleotide messenger RNA. RefSeq lists its product as uncharacterized. The coding region runs from base 1 to 630 and encodes 209 amino acids. The record is from RefSeq and is a predicted model, not a curated record. The transcript has a single exon. NCBI's taxonomy places the organism in Eukaryota, Viridiplantae, Streptophyta, Magnoliopsida, Fabales, Fabaceae.